This is a messenger RNA of Cryptomeria japonica (Japanese cedar), 952 nucleotides long. Its product is annotated as ribonuclease 1. Gene Ontology annotation, molecular function: ribonuclease T2 activity; RNA binding. Gene Ontology annotation, cellular component: extracellular region. Gene Ontology annotation, biological process: RNA catabolic process. Lineage: Eukaryota; Viridiplantae; Streptophyta; Pinopsida; Cupressales; Cupressaceae. The record is from RefSeq and is a predicted model, not a curated record. The coding region runs from base 199 to 897 and encodes 232 amino acids. The transcript is spliced from 3 exons.
UAACCAUUUGUGUUACAGUAAUUUAUUUGUCUUGUUUUCCUCGCCAUGCCCUUUUAACAAGGAUGUAUAAAAGCAUCAAAGCACAGAAUAUCCCAUCAUAUUACCUGAAUAUCCGAACGCGUUUGAUGGUGAUGUCCUCCAAAUCUCACCUACAAUAGCUAUGUAAAUCCAGCUUAAGGGGCAUAAGUGUUCUCCAAGAUGGAAUCCAUUACCAAAGCAAUGAGAAUUUUUGCUGUAUCAUCCUUCUUGUGCGUUUGUAUCUGUUUUACUGCUAAAGCUCAGGAUUUUGAUUUCUUCUACCUGGUUCAGCAGUGGCCAGGAUCUUAUUGUGAUACAUCAAAUGGGUGCUGUUAUCCUUCCACAGGGAAGCCUGCAUCAGAUUUUUCAAUCCAUGGUCUAUGGCCAAAUUAUGAUGAUGGUACUUACCCUUCUAACUGUGAUCCCAACAGCCCCUUCGAUCCUUCACAGAUAAGUGAUUUGAGAAACGAGAUGAGAUCGAAAUGGGGAUCACUGGCAUGUCCGAGCAGCAAUGGACAACAAUUCUGGCAACACGAAUGGGAGAAACAUGGCACCUGCUCAGAGAAUGUUUUGAGCCAACAUGAUUAUUUUGCAGCUGCCCUGCAUCUGAAAGACAGUGUUGAUGUUCUGGGUGCGUUGGAGAAUGCAGGGAUCCAUCCAGAUGGGGGACAAUACAGUGUCAGCAGCAUAAUGGAUGCAUUGAAAGAGGGUACUGGUUAUACGGCAGGGAUUGAAUGCAAUACAGAUGAAUCGGGAAACAGACAAUUGUAUCAAAUAUAUUUGUGUGUUGAUUCCUCUGGGUCUAAUUUUAUGGAUUGCCCUGUACUGCCUCAAGGCAAGUGUUCUUCUGGUUCCCAAGUUGAAUUUCCUUCCUUCUAGAUGAAGGAUAAGGGCUAGUUGAUAUGUUAUCAUGUAUGAUUUCAUUCUAAAUAAU